AAACUAGGAGAUAAAAGGAGAGAAUAGUAAUGUUGUAACCUUCUGUUUUGUCCUCCAGGUGUGGCCCAGUGGUUUUUAGGAUGUGCCUGUAGGCGUCUCUGAGUGUGAAGCAGCCGUCAUGCCGUGUUCCUGUGCAGAGUGGAGGAGGUGGAUCCGCCCGCUGGUUCUAGUUGUGUACGCUCUUCUGCUGGUGGCCGUGCUGCCGCUCUGCAUCUGGGAGCUGCGGAAAGACAAGGUCGGGACUCACAGUAAAGCCUGGUUCAUAGCCGGCGUGUUCGUCUUUCUGACCAUCCCAAUCUCACUGUGGGGCAUCCUGCAGCACAUCGUGCACUACACCCAGCCUGAGCUGCAGAGGCCCAUUAUCAGGAUACUAUGGAUGGUCCCGAUCUACAGUUUGGACAGCUGGCUGGCUCUGCGGUAUCCCAGCCUGGCCAUCUACGUGGACACGUGCCGGGAGUGCUACGAGGCCUACGUCAUCUACAACUUCCUGGUGUUCCUGCUGAGCUUCCUCAGUAACCAGUACCCGAGCCUGGUGCUGAUGCUGGAGGUCCAGCAGCAGCAGCCGCACCUGCCGCCGCUCUGCUGCUGCCCGCCGUGGCCCAUGGGAGAGGUGCUGCUGUUCAGGUGUAAACUGGGAGUCCUCCAGUACACCGUGGUCAGACCUGUAACCACGGUGAUAGCACUAAUCUGUCAGCUGUGUGGAGUUUACGAUGAAGCCAACUUCAGCUUCAGAAACGCCUGGUCCUACCUGGUCAUCAUCAACAACAUAUCACAGCUGUUCGCCAUGUACUGUCUGGUGUUGCUGUACCGAGCUCUGAAAGAAGAGCUGACUCCCAUCCGGCCGGUGGGAAAGUUCCUCUGCGUCAAAUUGGUCGUGUUCGUCUCCUUCUGGCAGGCAGUUUUUAUAGCGUUCCUGGUAAAGGUCGGAGUGAUCUCCGACAAACACACCUGGGACUGGGACAGCGUGGAGGCCGUGUCUACCGGACUGCAGGACUUCAUCAUCUGCAUAGAGAUGUUCUUUGCUGCCAUCGCUCACCACUACACCUUCACCUACAAACCAUACGUACAGGAAGCAGAGGAGGGCUCGUGUCUCGACAGCUUCCUGGCCAUGUGGGAUUUCUCUGACAUCAGAGCUGAUGUCACAGAGCAGGUCCGCCAUGCAGGUCGUACGUUCCUGGGUCGGCCCAACAAGAUGUACUUCGGUGCCGUAGCUCGGCCCGAACACAGCGAGCACACGGGCCUCCUCACGGCCUCCUCCCAGGACCCCGUCGCCGUGGCAGCCACAUCCAUGCCCUCCUCCCCUUCCUCCAGCGGGCGGUACCAAGGCUUCGGCCACACGCUCGCCCCGCACUCCAUCUCCGCCCCUGCAGGGUUCACCUCCUCGUCCUGGGACGAGGACAGUGAUGGCUCGCCUCCGGAGGCAAGUGACACCCAAUAACGGGAUGACAUCACUGCCCUGCACAUGGCUUGGGUUUGGGAACUUCUUUCUUUACGUGGUACGCCCCCUUGUUUCGAUGUGCUUCAUUGCUAUGGACAAAGGAACUCUGAGUCUCUAUUAAAAUCUGAAUAAAAACAAACGUAGACUCUCGUCUACAAGUUGUGUGAAAAAGAAGCAAAUUCUCGGGUGGAUUUCACCGAAGGAAAGCAAAGGAGAGAGUCUGCACUCUGUGACGUCUAAGCCAAGUUUGUUGAGUAUUUUUAAAAAAUAAUCUAAAUGUUUGAAAUCUGUAUUUUGAUAAAUGUAUCGCCAGCUGUUGAAAGGAAAAUACAUUAGAUGUUUUCGUCAGAAGGAAAGUAGAUUGUUCUUGUGGUUUUACACUCCCACGGUGCUGAAGUGUCCUUGAGCUCUGUUUGUUCUAACUCGUACAUAAUAAAUGAACACGCCAUAUCUAAUCACCAGAAA
Sander lucioperca (pikeperch) is the source of this 1903-nucleotide messenger RNA. RefSeq names its product transmembrane protein 184C-like. Bases 119 to 1438 code for a protein of 439 amino acids. The record is from RefSeq and is a predicted model, not a curated record. Gene Ontology annotation, biological process: transport. NCBI's taxonomy places the organism in Eukaryota, Metazoa, Chordata, Actinopteri, Perciformes, Percidae. Gene Ontology annotation, molecular function: transporter activity. The transcript has 11 exons.